AUGUCACCGACUUUACUUGACCAAAGAAGACAUGAUGUCACCGUAUCCGAGCACUUGUUUAAUCUGCAAAGCAACUAUCUCAAGGCUCGCAAAGAAACCGAAAACUAUGUUCAAGUUUAUUCCCGCUGGAAUAUGCCUGCUGCUGCUGCUCUACUCGAAUCGGAAGGUAUCACCGUUAAUGACAGACCAACCGAAAGUCAUGGCCACGGUGCUUCUAAAACCAUUGAAGAGUAUAUCAAUGUCGUUGUUAUUCGCCUUUUGUUCACCGAGAACUUUACCGUAUUUGGCAACCUGACGCCGGACACUAUCUUAACCCUUUCGAUAUCUAUACCAUAUUCCGAGACAGCCCCACCCGAACUCUUGGACGAUCAGCCUCCACUAUUCCCAUCCUUAUACACAUUCAAACAGCUUAACGCCCAAGAUUUUGAAUUCUACCCCGACGGAAAUGUAAAUGGAAU
Racocetra persica is the source of this 458-nucleotide messenger RNA. Lineage: Eukaryota; Fungi; Glomeromycota; Glomeromycetes; Diversisporales; Gigasporaceae. The record is from the annotation of a GenBank genome assembly.